ACUCCCACCACCACAACCACCACCACAAUCACGAGAGGAUCGCUCACCUCUCAGUCCAAAGUCUCCCCUCAACGAUGCAUGGUCGACAUAUGCAUCCAGAUUUCCAGUCGUCCACCCAUUCUUGAGUCCUCUCAACCUUUCUACAGCCAUUCCCAAGUUCGCAUGUUUACCCGACUUCGCACCCGCCCACUCCCCUCCAACCCAAGAAAUUUGCCCACUUUUCUCUGUCCUGUACUAGACUCUUUGCUCACACCAUCAAACCUCUUCCCAAACGGUCCCGCGAGCAUACAUAAGAACCGAUCGAUCAAAAUCUUUUACUAGAUCCUUGUCGCCUAGUCCUUGAACCCCGGGGCAGUCAGCGACAACCUGCACUCCGACAGUCCUCCCCCGCCAACACAUCCUCUUCGUUGAGCCUUGAGGGCGACGGUGCCCAUCAUGGAGUGGCGCCCGGAGGAGGAGGGGUUGAAACAAUUGUCCCAGUUCUUGAGGAACUCUCUCAGUGGCCAUGAUAGAAAUAAACAAAAGGAAGCAGAGCUGAUGCUCAUGAACGCUCGCAACAAUUCCGACUAUGUCAAUUAUCUCACCUACAUUCUCAAUGCCCCGCAGAUCGGCCAACUCGCUGGUCUUACUGCGCCCAGCACAUUUCUCGUUCGCUAUGCUGCCGCGAUCAACCUCAAGAAUCACAUCAAGCUCUUCUACAAGCAAAUUCCCAAAGACCAACUCGCCUACAUCAAGAGCGCUACCUUACAGGUGCUCCAGGACCCUAAUCCUCAACUCCGCAGCUUUGCCGGAACAAUCAUCACCGAAACCGUCCAACAGGGAGGCUUGCUGCAAUGGCCUGAAAUAUUGCAAGACCUUCUAUCACUUGUCUCGAAUGCCUCAGGGACCGCCACUCCCGAAACUCAGGAAGGCGCCAUGUCUGCCCUGGCUAAAGUCUGUGAGGACAACAAAAAGCUACUCGACAAGGACUUUCAAGGCCAACGACCAAUGACCGUCAUCAUCCCUAAGCUCCUGGAGUUUGCCGGUCAUCAGGAUCCCAAGAUCAAAGUCCAUGCUCUGACCACGUUGAAGCAUUUCAUUCCCCUCAAGUCCCAGGUCCUCUUCUCCGCCCUCGAUCUUUACCUUCAAACUAUCUUCCAGUCCGCCACAGAUGAAGACAUCCAUGUCCGGAGGAUCGUAUGCCAAUCACUGGUCACUCUCGUCGACACAAGACCUGACAUGUUGGCACCUCAUCUGCCUGGCUUGGUCAAUUAUAUUCUCAUUCAGCAACAGACUGUCGGCUGUCCCGAGUUGGCUCUCGAUGCGGCCGAGUUCUGGCUGAGCGUCGGCGAUCAAGAUCAGCUGAAGGACUUGAUGGGUCCUCAUCUGCAACAGAUUGUCCCUGUCUUACUUGCGAGCAUGGUCUAUGGCGAAGAUGAAAUCUUCAGGCUGGGCGGCGACGAGAAUGAUGCCGAUCUCGAAGACCGUGCCGAAGACAUUAAACCCCAGUUUGCCCAGUCGAAAGCUGUCAAGGGCCUGACUUCCAACAAAGAUGAUGAAGACGGGUCUCAACCAAAUGGGACCGAAUCAAAGAAAGCCGAUCUGAGUGACGGCGAGAUUGAGGAGUCAGAAGGCGACGACGAUGAAGAUGAAUGGGACGAUGACGACCCAGAGAAUGCUUGGAGUCUCCGAAAGUGCUCCGCCGCCGCUCUCGAUGUGUUCGCAGUCACAUAUCAUGGUGCGGUCUUCGAAAUCAUCCUUCCAUAUCUCAUGGAAAACCUCAAUCACUCGCUUUGGCCUAAGAGGGAAGCUGCAGUGCUUGCUCUGGGUGCGAUUGCCGAAGGCUGUAUGGAAGCCGUCUCUCCCCACCUCCCUGAACUUGUUCCCUUCCUCAUCUCCCGUCUUUCGGAUGAAGAGCCCGUCGUACGGCAGAUUACUUGUUGGUGCCUCGCUCGAUACUCAGAAUGGGCUGCAUCACUUGAGGCUCCUGCCGACCGACAACGAUUUUUCGAGCCUAUGAUGGAAGGCCUUCUUCAGCGAAUGCUCGACCAAAACAAAAAGGUCCAAGAAGCCGGUGCUUCGUCAUUUGCUUCCCUCGAGGAAAAGUCCGGUGAUAAACUCAAGCCGUACGUCGAGCCAAUCCUCCGCCAGUUUAUGGAAUGUUUCAAACGAUACAAAGACAAGAACAUGUAUGUCUUAUAUGAUUGCCUACAAACCCUGGCCGAUAGUGUCGGUUCGGACCUGGCUCAACCACAGUUUAUUGACCUUCUUAUGCCUACCUUGAUUCAGCGGUGGAAUAAGAUUCAGGACGACUCUCGAGAGAUGUUCCCUCUCCUCGGCUGUCUAGGCUAUAUCGCAAUGGCCUACGGAGACGCCUUUGCGCAAUUUGCCCCACCGAUUUUCGAUCGUUGCAUCAAGGUCAUUUACUCAAACCUUCAACAACAAAUGGCCUUUGUCACUCGAGAAAGCGUCGAUGCUCCAGACAAGGACUUUAUCGUCACGGCUCUGGAUCUUCUCAGUGCGAUUAUCCAAGCCAUCCCACCCGAAAAAUCAGGAGAAUUGGUUCAAAACACUCAACCACAGUUUUUCGACCUCUUGUCGUUCUGUAUGGAGGACACAACCACCGAUGUCCGACAGUCUGCAUAUGCUGUGCUCGGCGAUUGUGCUAUUGCAAUUUAUCCAAGUCUCGAUCCAUAUUUGCCCAAACUUCUCCCCGUCUUGAUUCGCCAACUGGAUCUGGACGCUAUGCCUGACGAUGACUCGGAGAACCACUUCAACGUGCUCGCAAAUGUUUGCUGGUCCAUUGGCGAGAUAUCCGGCAAGGCUCCCACAUCACGCCUAGCUCCAUUUGCCGAAACCCUCGUCAAGGCGCUCCUCACAAUCUUGAACAACGAAGAAGUUCCGGAGCCAACCUCGGAAAAUGCAGCCACUGCACUCGGUCGUCUAGGCUUGAGUAUUCCUACCAAUAUUGCGCCUUUCCUUCCCGAGAUUGCCGAGCCCUUCUUAUCAGCCAUGUCCAAAAUCAGCAGUUCUUCCGAGAAGGCAUCUGCAUUUGUUGGCCUCAACGCUGUGAUUGAGCGCAAUCCUCAGGCCAUGGAGCGAAGUCUUCCCGCGUACUUCGCCGCGAUUGCGCAGUUCCCCAUCAAGCCCAAGGCUGCCACCGACUACACCGAAGUCCGGAACAGCUUUGCAAAGAUCAUUGGCGGAUAUCGCGAGUUGAUCGGAACCGACGGAUUCAACGCUUUUGUGAAUGGAUUGACGGGGCCAGUCAAGAUGAAGCUGAGAGAUGGAUUCGGCGUGGAUAUUGGUUCCUGAGCAUGAGCACGAACUACUGAUUCUCUUUUCUACGUCACAAAAUGAGCAUCAUCCAUCUUCACCUUUGAUCAAUCAUCUUUGGUCAUCGAAGUAACGGAGCGAAGUGGAGGAUAUGAUGUCAUCUUCUGAGAAAUGAUACCGAAAUGAUACGGGGGCUGGUUGGGUGGUGGCCAGUGCUUGAUUCUGAUGAAUGAGAACAAACAAGGACGAGGACGAUGCAUGAGAACGGACACGGCACGAGAAUAGGUGCAAGAAUAGCUGAGCGGUCGGUCAAGACAGCGAGCGGAUUUGGUGGACCACGCAUUAGUCACUACCCUCAUGGACAGACAUCUCAGAUAGUUAGGAAGGAACGAGGCAAGACAGAUGCGAAUACGCGUUAGAGACCCCGUCUCUCGCCUCUUGGGGACAAGGAUACUACUUACAGAAUACAUAGCAGGCGGGCUAGGGAGACGCCAGCCCUAACCAAGUAACAGGAGACCGAAACCG
This is a messenger RNA of Exophiala mesophila, 3780 nucleotides long. RefSeq lists its product as uncharacterized. Lineage: Eukaryota; Fungi; Ascomycota; Eurotiomycetes; Chaetothyriales; Herpotrichiellaceae. The transcript is spliced from 2 exons. Gene Ontology annotation, biological process: protein import into nucleus. The coding region runs from base 436 to 3294 and encodes 952 amino acids. The record is from RefSeq and is a predicted model, not a curated record. Gene Ontology annotation, cellular component: cytoplasm; nucleus. Gene Ontology annotation, molecular function: nuclear import signal receptor activity; small GTPase binding.